GACGCGCCCAAGAUGGCGGGCGGUUUGGGGUGGUAGGGCGCGCGGAGGCGAAGCGCGGCCGGGCAGGGGCAGGGCCGGGCGCGUGCCGGGACGCUCCUUUCCCGACCAUGAGCAACAUCUACAUCCAGGAGCCCCCCACCAACGGCAAGGUUUUACUGAGAACAACAGCAGGAGAUAUAGAUAUAGAAUUAUGGUCAAAAGAAGCACCGAAAGCAUCUCGGAAUUUCAUCCAGCUUUGUAUGGAAGAGUAUUACAAUAACACAAUAUUUCACAGAGUAGUGCCUGGCUUUAUAGUUCAGGGAGGUGAUCCCACUGGUACUGGAACAGGUGGAGAGUCAAUCUAUGGAGCACCUUUCAAGGAUGAGUUCCACUCACGGCUGCGAUUUAAUCGAAGAGGACUUGUUGCUAUGGCAAAUGCUGGGCCCCAUGACAAUGGGAGUCAAUUUUUCUUUACAUUGGGCCGUGCAGAUGAACUUAAUAACAAGCACACAAUCUUUGGAAAGGUUACAGGGGAUACAAUAUAUAACAUGUUGCGUCUGGCUGAAGUAGAAGUUGACAAGGAAGAGAGACCUCUCAGUCCACACAAGAUAAGAAGCACUGAGGUUUUGUUUAAUCCUUUUGAUGACAUUGUUCCAAGACCAAAUAGAAAGCUGAAGAAGGACAAACCAGAAGAAGAAACUAAAAAGUCCAAAGUAAAAGGCACAAAAAAUUUUAACCUGCUUUCCUUUGGGGAGGAAGCUGAAGAAGAAGAGGAGGAAGUCAAUAGAGUUAGUCAGAGCAUGAAGGGAAGAAGUAAAAGUAGUCAUGAUCUACUGAAGGAUGAUCCACAUCUAAGCUCAGUUCCUGCUGUCAAAAGUGAAGAAGCAAGUGAAGAAAGGGAUUUGAGUGAGGAUGAAGAAGAACAUGAUGAAGAUGCUGAUAGCGUAGAAGGAGAUGCUGCUAUCAAUGAGAGGUUUCAAAUAAAAGAACGUAUUGCCAAGAAGUUAAAGAUUGAUACAAGUGAAAAUGCUAAACAGCAGCUUCAAGAUGAAGAAACUAAGACAGAAAAGAAAACAACUAGUCGCAGUGAGGAGCUACGGAAAGAAGCACGACAGCUGAAACGUGAACUGCUGGAAGCAAAGCAGAAAAAAGAAGAAAAAGCUUUAAAACCUAAAGAAAAGGAAGAGGACGAACCUGCUCCAAACAGUGUUGUUGAAGAAUACCUCCAGGAGAAGAGAAAAUACGAAGACAAGCGGAAACAGCAGCCAAAGAAAGGGGUUUCUCGAGAAGAUCAGACACUGGCACUGUUGGACCGAUUUAAAUCAAAGUUAACCCAGGCAAUUGAAGAAACUCCUGAAAAUGAGGUUUCUGAACCUGAAGCAGAUAAUGACGAAGGAUGGAUGUCGCAUGUACUUCAGUUUGAAGAUAGAAGCAGAAAGGUGAAAGAUGCAAGCAUGCAGGACGAAGACACUUUUGAGAUCUAUGAUCCACGGAAUCCUGUAACUAAGAGGAGAAGAGAAGAAAGCAAGAAGAUAAUGAGAGAAAAAAAGGAAAGGAGAUAAAAAGAACGCAAAGCUACCCAGAGCUGCCUUGAAAAGUGACUGCAGUAAAGCACUGGCUCUUUUGUAAGCUGUAGUUCCUAAAAAUAUCACUGGGCAAGUGUGAAAAGGCAUCUCACAAGAACCUGUUGUGAGUUUUGAAGCAGAGCUAUCAUUUGUUUCUUAAGUUGUACUGUCAAGUGCUCUCAGUGCGUUCAUUAUCCAACCUCUCAAAACUUUUUUAGAAUUAUGUAUUUAAUAAAACAGCUGAUGACUUUUGUCUGUACUUUAAUUACAGGUCAUCAUCAUUCAGUGAACAUGGUAGUCAAAGUUUUCAACAUAUUGAAUGAGAAUUUGUUUAAAUAUGGGUGAAAUUAGAAGAUAGAAACCCCAUUUGCAGCUUUUAAGGUUUUCUGAAAGUUUAUUUUUAAUUAUUUUUACUGUUUUUGGAAAGGCAUAUAAACAUUAUAGGAGUAAAUACUGCUUGCCUGAACCACUCUAUUGCAGAAUUAAGGUGAGGCACUUGCAGAACUCCUUAGAAUGGUUCCCGUUUUCUUGAAACAAAGUUUAAUUUGAGAAUUGGGUUAUUUUCUCCUUUUGAAAUACAUAUUCCAAUACAGAUCUCAGCUUGGGAAGCUGGGAUAGUAAACAAUUCAGGGAGUGUUAUUUCACUAUCUGCACCACAUGAAGAAAAAGAGAAUCUAAUUGUACUGUAGUGGUUGCUUUAACAGUUGCAAUAGUAGAAACAUCCCUCUGGUAGAAUUUUCACUGUAAAGGAGCUGGUAAUCAGGAUGGGUUUGUUAAUUAGUCCACUCCAGAAAUGUAAAAAAAUAAAAUCAGUCUCAUUAGAAACA
This is a messenger RNA of Apus apus (common swift), 2371 nucleotides long. RefSeq names its product CWC27 spliceosome associated cyclophilin (gene CWC27). Gene Ontology annotation, cellular component: catalytic step 2 spliceosome. Gene Ontology annotation, molecular function: peptidyl-prolyl cis-trans isomerase activity. Gene Ontology annotation, biological process: protein folding; protein peptidyl-prolyl isomerization. Bases 108 to 1541 code for a protein of 477 amino acids. The record is from RefSeq and is a predicted model, not a curated record. The transcript has 14 exons. Lineage: Eukaryota; Metazoa; Chordata; Aves; Apodiformes; Apodidae.